AUCACUCAAGCAACAACACACACAAUUUUUUAGUGUCUACCACACAGCCGCCAUGAGCUUUCUCCUCAGACUGUCUGUCUGUUUUAGCGCAUUCCCUUCCUUUGUGUGGCCACAUGUGGCCUCCACCAAGAAGACCGGCUGCUUCAGAGUCAACAACUGCAAAUGCAUCAUGAAGGAUGGCAGUGGGGUGAUAAACCUGCAAGCUAUGGGCGAUGCAGACGGCUUCCUGGGGCGGAUGAAACCGCUCCAUGAUUACGAUGGGUCACUCAACGCCGAGUUCCUGCUGACCUUCAGCCCUUGCCAGCCUUUCUCACAGCCGGAGGACCUGACAGGAAGUGACUGCACCAGUGUUGCCGCGUGCCUCAUUGUCAGGUAUCAAAGGUACAACAGAUACAUUCACCGCUAUAUCAGCUUUGGGGGACAUGACGGUAAUGAAUUCCAUUACAACGACACUCUGAGGACACUUUCUGUCUCAUACUUUGGGCCCACUGAACUUCCACUUACAAUUGUGCAUUAUCACUGCAAUCCAAAUGUGUCUUCAUCCUUUAUUCGGGACCAGAGGCUGAAAGUAGAGGAACCUCUGGAAAUCUGGGUGGAGAGUCCCUGUGCUUGUCCAAACACCUGUGCCAUUGGAGAUCUGGGUCUUGGCUCAAUCUUCCUUAUCAUCCUGUCUCUCAGCGCCGCUGCUUAUCUCAUACUUGGCUCCUGUGCACUAAGACCUUUUCGGAGCAGCAAUGGAGUUCAAAUUGCUCCGGAACACAGUGUGUGGUGUAUGAUCUGCUACCUCUUCACUGAGAAAAGGCCAGCGAGAAGACAAUACACAGACCUGACACAUUCUGAAGUAACGCUGAAAGACUAGUUUAAGUUGUCAAUAAUGCAACAUGACUUAUGUGACAAUUGGUGUUUUGUGUUACGUCAUAAUCUACAAUUAAUGCUUGCUCAUUGAUAUUCAUGAAACAUGCACAAUAUACAUGGUAUGUAUCUAAUGCCUUGAAAGCACAAAGCAAAAACCAGUAAAGUUUUACCUAUGCACUGCCUUGUUAUCAAAUGAGAUCCAAUACUUGAUAUUGCCUUUACUAAGACAAGACAGUAGAAGCUCCAAAUUCAAUUCAACUCAACUUUAUUCAUAGAGCACUUGAAAUUCAACCACAGCCGCAUCUAAUGUGCUGCACAUCAAGUUAAAAAUCAGACAUAUAUAUAAACAAAGACAAGCCAUUCAGGUAUACCGGUUGACUUCCAAUUUGGUCCACUUUCAAAACAAUUGCUGCCAUACUGACCAAUAAAAAUUAUGAAUGAAUAGUGUUGACAACCUAAAAUCUUUCUUGUCACAAGCAAUGUUUUCAGUCGCAUUUUACCAUUCAAAUGCAGUCUUCAAACUUUGACUUUAGCAGCUCUUCAAAGUUACAUUGCGCACAUUGGAUUGAACCCUUUCAGGGACAGCGCUUACUGCAGUGGACGGCUUAUCACGUUAUCAGGUUACAGUUUAGCAUUAUUGCUGCAUGAAAGGGUUAAAAUAUGUACAAACCAUUUCUGUGAUGGUGUGUGACUUAAUCGGGGUGCACACAGAUGAAUGAUCGGGCCUAAUUAAAGCAUUUGGCCUCUCCAUCCUUCCAUCUACUAUCCCGCUUCUCUUCUUUAGGGUCACAGGCGAGCUGGAGUUAAUUCAAGCUGACUUUGAGCAAGACUUUGCACCCUGGACUGGCUGCUAGCCAAUCGCAGGCUAACAUUUGUCCUGUCCUCUAGUCAAUACAGUAUCAACAAAUACCCAAAUGUUCAGAUGUCUUUUAACGUUUCUCUUGAGUAAUUAUCCCAUGGUCUGGGGUAUAUUAAGAGUAAUUUUUGUUCAUGGUCAAUAAUCAUAAAUGUUAAACCUGUUCAGUAUUUCUGAUCGCAAAUCAUUAUGGGUGUGGUCGACAGUGAGUUCAGCUGAGUCGCAUUCUUUGUGAUCGUGAUGCAAAACAACGGCCAUUAGGACGCGGCCUCAAGACCACACUGUCGGGAAACACAAAUAUAGGAGCAACUGGUUGGUUGAGCGGUUGUAUAAUGUCAGGGGAGAUAAUUUUCCUUUGCAGCCACGUGAGAAACUAGAAAGGUUGUCAAGGGCCAAACCAAUGAAAACUCAAUUGUGUUCAAUUUCAAUGUGAUGCCUUCAAAUAACAAAGUACAUUUUUACUGUCUGAAUAAG
Hippocampus zosterae (dwarf seahorse) is the source of this 2185-nucleotide messenger RNA. RefSeq lists its product as uncharacterized. The coding region runs from base 53 to 859 and encodes 268 amino acids. Gene Ontology annotation, cellular component: trans-Golgi network. The record is from RefSeq and is a predicted model, not a curated record. NCBI's taxonomy places the organism in Eukaryota, Metazoa, Chordata, Actinopteri, Syngnathiformes, Syngnathidae. The transcript has 4 exons.